This is a messenger RNA of Strongyloides ratti, 561 nucleotides long. Its product is annotated as Ribosomal protein L27/L41, mitochondrial family-containing protein. NCBI's taxonomy places the organism in Eukaryota, Metazoa, Nematoda, Chromadorea, Rhabditida, Strongyloididae. Gene Ontology annotation, cellular component: mitochondrial large ribosomal subunit. Bases 1 to 561 code for a protein of 186 amino acids. Gene Ontology annotation, biological process: translation. The record is from RefSeq and is a predicted model, not a curated record. Gene Ontology annotation, molecular function: structural constituent of ribosome. The transcript has 2 exons.
AUGGCAUCACUAGUACCCUAUAUUUCAAAAAGAGGCGUUCGUUCUUUGAAUUCUUUCUACUUCAAAGCUCCAUAUUUCUUUUUCAAGAAAGGAUCCAAGGGACAGCGUAAAAUAGGUCCUGUUUACGAAGAAAAAAAAGAUUGGCCAGGACAAAAAAGGGAAUUUCCGGAACUUUCUCCUAAAUUUAUGAAGCUCAAUCCGGAGGAAUUACACAAUUAUACUGGAGUUCAACCUGUUGGAUAUCAUGAUGAAAAAACGGGUAAAUUUGUUAUUGUAAAAGAAAUGGUUCCAGAAUUAGUUGUACCAGAUCUAUCUAAAUUCAAAUUGAAACCUUACGUUUCAUAUCGAACUGAUACUGAAAUAGAAAAACGGAAGAAAAGUUUCCUUGAUAAAGUCAAAAAAUUGGGUAGUGUAGAAUUAGCUGAUAUGAAAUCUAAUGAAGAUGAAAGAUGGCCACCACCACCAAUGAAACCAAAAACAUUAUUUGAUUUAUUCUAUGCCGAUACAAUAAAAAAAGACUUUUUAUCGAGAAAAACUGAAUCAAAAGACUUAAAUAAAUAA